AUGGCUCCAACUCUGCUGGAUAUGGCUCAGAUUUUUGGUUUUAGGCCUCAUGGAAGACCUGUUGAUGCUGUUGGUGAUUAUCACAGGAAGAAAGACCAGCAGAUGCUAGCCAAGCCAUUCAACAUUUCUCCAGCCCUGAUCAACCAGAAUUGCUCCUUCUCCAAUUAUCUCAGAAAAUUUAGUGCUGAGAAGGACAAAGAUCAGCAGCACAUGUUGUUUCUCCUGUAUUGGCUGAACAGGUUUAUUCUGCCCAAUCGUUCUUCUGCAGUUCUGCUUGAGUAUAGACAUCUGGCAGAAGCUCUGCAUAAUCACACUGAUGUUGGACUUGGGCCUACAGUUCUGGCCCAUUUAUUCAAGAACCUGCAUACUGCCACCUUGGAGUAUCCGCUAAAUCUGUCUGCUCCUGGGGCCUUCUGGAUGAUUCAGAUCUGGCUGCAGGUCUAUUUUCCUGAGUUAAGUUUUCCAGAUAUAGUUCUGCCUGAGGACCAGGUUUUGGCUCAACCAUUGUUGUCAGCAGAAGUCCCCAAGAGGUCAAUUGAUGAGUACCUGAUGAUCUUCAGGCAUUGUACCAAGAGGUCUGCAGCGCAGUGGCAAGUGGUGAUCAGGAGAACCUAUCCUUGGUUUCAACCUGGACAUCGUCUGUUUGAGAAGGAGCCAGAAGAAGAAUCUGCCAGAACUGAUUUCAGGAAGAAGUUCCUGAGUGUGACCUUACCCACAGAUCUGCCUCACGGAGGAGGAAAGCCUCCAAAUUAUCAUUUAUGGGCGGAAGUCUACCAUCCCAACUUCUGUGCAAGGCAGCUUGGCUGCCCUCAACUCAUACCCCUCAAGUCAUACAGAAGCUGCAAUCGGGGCUCUUCUUGGAGGGAUGCAGAUGACUUGGAGGUCCACAAAGAUGUCAGGUGUGCAGUGAAUAAGAUCAACAAUAGUGCAGAUGCCCUUUAUCCUUCAUGGGAAUUGAACUCCUGCAGUUCUGCGGAGUUUGAUGCUUGGUGGAAAGCCAGAUUCCGUGACCUGCCUGCUUCUAGCACCGCACUUCAGGUCCUUUUUAAGGGCUGGGACAAUUGGACUGUUCAUACAGACGAGGAGACUCACAAAUUCAUGGUGCAGACCAUCAAAGACAUCAACAUGCAAGUUAUAGAAGUUAAUUCUGUUAUUGCUGCUGGGGAUCUAGAGUUGCCCUCCGGGGAUGGAGAAGAGGAAGAAGAGGAAGAAGAAAAAGAUCAGGUAGAACAGACUCAUGUUGAGGCCACUUCUCCUGUUAAAAGAAAAAGAAAAGAAACUGCCCAAUCUGUGACUCCAGCUGGAAGUCCUUCUCCUCCUCUUACUAAGUCAAAAAGACUUAGAAAGAAGAUUGUAGAAGAAUACGUGGCCCCGAAGGGAACUAGGGCAGUUCCUACCACCACUUCUGGCACGGAUGACGAUCUGAGAGAGGUUUUCGAAGCUGUGGAGCAAGAAAAGGAGCUGGAAGAGCUAGAAGAAGUAGGAGAGGGGCCUCAAGAAAAGGCCAAGACAGUGGAAGAAGAGGAGGAAAUCCCUGCUGAGGUGAUAGCGGAGAGCAUUGCCUUGGCUCGGAAGCAGCAGGAAGAUAUAGGGACAAGGCUAGCUAACUCAGAGGUGGCCCUCUUUGAUGAUCCAGAGGCGGAACAUUCUACUGCUGCUCCAGCAGCUGAGGACCAAGCGGAACAAUCCGGAUCAAAGCCUGGGGAGCAGGCAGAACAAGUGGUUCCUGCUCCUGAAACCGUAGUAGAAGUAGCUGCUGCCGUUCUUGGGUUUAUGGUAGAAAUACAAAAAGCUGCUGGGACCUUGGCGGUGAGGACCACCCCUUUGCAACCUCCGAUUGUUGCUGUUCAUCUGCCACGGCCUCUUUGA
This is a messenger RNA of Prunus armeniaca (apricot), 1869 nucleotides long. The record is from the annotation of a GenBank genome assembly. Lineage: Eukaryota; Viridiplantae; Streptophyta; Magnoliopsida; Rosales; Rosaceae.